UUAUAAUUAUUAUCGUACACUUCUUUCUGCUAACAACAAAUUUUUUCCUUUUCUUUUUGGUGAUUCGAUGUUUUCAGUUACAUUGUGCGGAACCAGCCGACAGAAGAUAUAUAUCAAAACUAUUAUAUAUCGGAACGAAGAAAUUGCAAUAGCUGUAUCUUUCAGACAUUAGCCUUCUUCUUUAAAUAGUAAAUUGCCCGCUAAUUUUCUCGAUAUGGUGACUUCAACAAGUCUAUCAAGAACCCUUCAAUAAUAACUGGGCGAAAAAAUAGGGGAACGACAGAAAGAAAGAGAGAGAGAGAGCAGUCAUGCUAAUCGCUGUUCUUGGCACUUUGAUCUUCAAAAAGAGGAAGUUGAUAGAGAUCUUCCCUAAAAGUAUUAGGACAAUUUGGAAUGGAUGUGAGCUCCGUGUAUUGGUUUUAUUCAGUCUCUUCUUACAAAUGGUUCUCAUCCUUCUGGGCAAGCGGAGGAAGUACAUUGCCCAAAAUUGGAUAAGAAUAGUCCUUUGGGUUGCAUAUUUGUCUGCAGAUUGGAUUGCAACAGUUUCACUUGGCGUCCUCUCCCAAGCUGAAGGUGAUAGCAAGGAUCAGUCAUUUGAUCCCAACUAUAUCAUGAUGUCAUGUUGGGCACCAUUUCUUCUCUUGCAUCUAGGUGGUCCAGACACCAUUACAGCCUAUUCAUUGGAAGACAAUGAAUUAUGGCCAAGGCGCUUGCUUGAGCUAGUAGUCCAGUCUGUAGUGGCAUUUUAUGUGUUUCUAAGGUCUUGGACAGGCACCCCAAUUAAUGCUCUGGCAAUUCCAAUGUUCAUAGCUGGAAUAAUUAAAUUUGGGGAGAGGAUAUGGGUUCUACGUUCUGCAAGCAGUGAUGUCUUCAGAGAUUCCAUGCUCCCUCGACCUGACCCAGGACCUAACUACGCAAAAUUCAUGGAUGGCUACAGUUCCAAGAAAGCUGAGGGAUUCAAGAUUUCAGUAGGAACAUUUGAAGCUCCUACAGUUGUUAGACGCAACAAUUUUCUAGAUGCAUUGCAUGAGGCUUCUUAUUUCUUCAAAACUUUCAAGCGUUUAUUUGCAGAUCUCAUCCUAAGCUUCCAGGAUCGCGAAAAUAGCCAGUCUUUCUUCCAACACGCAGAAAUGACUUGCGAGAAAGCUUUUGAAGUGAUAGAGAUUGAGCUUGGGUUCAUGUACGAUUUACUUUAUACAAAGGCUAAUUUGAUCCAUUCUCGCCUGGGUAGUGUUUGUCGUUAUGUUAGUUUAUCAAAUACUCUUGCUGCAUUUGUAGUCUUCUUGAUGAUUGAUCAGAGUCCUUACUCAACUAUUGACAAGGGGAUCACUCUUUUGUUGCUGAUCGGAGCUAUUGUUCUAGAAAUAUAUGCGGUAAUUGUACUACUUUCUUCAGAUUGGACAACGCUUUGGCUGAGUAAGCACGAAAACCCAUUUGUGGAUCUCGUCUCUAAAUUUAACUUGCGUUUACAAUCAUGUUUUGGAUUAUGUUUUCUGUUACCUCUGAAUAAGAGAUGGUCAAAUUCUGUAGCGCAAUACAAUCUCAUGAGUCACUGCAUCAAACGUAAGUCAACUAAAGGGAGUGGAAUAAAGGAUUUCAUUAAUAAAAUGUUAGAGCAACAUUGGUACAAGAAUUUGGAGCCUGUCCCUAUGGAUUUGAAAGAAAAGAUCUUUGAACAGCUCAAGAAAGCAAGCAGCAUGUCAGAUAUCAGGGUUUCUAAGCAAUUAUUUGCUUGUAGUGAUGAUGACGAUCAUGAGAAAAAGAAAUGUUUUGUUAAUCUUGCUCAGAGCAUGGAGGUAGUAGACUUUGAUCAAAGCAUUCUUCUCUGGCACAUUGCAACAGAUCUCUGCUAUUAUAUUGAUCAGGACAAUGAUUCGGAAACUGUAAAAAAAUUAAUAUGUAUGAGUAAAUUGCUAUCGAAUUAUUUGGUACACCUUCUAGUAAAGUGCCCUUACAUGCUGCCCAGUGGGAUUGGUCAAAUCAGAUUUCAGGACACUUGUGCUGAGGCUAUGGAGGUUAUAGAAGAAAGAGAAUAUAUAUCAGACGAACACAAAGCUUGUGAAGUGUUAUUUAAAGAGAACACGGAAAUUCCACCAUCUCAAAUAAAAGGUGACAGAAGCAAGUCGGUGCUAUUUGAUGCAUGCAUACUUGCACAAUCUUUGCAAUUCCUGGAGAGACAGAAUAAUUGGGACACUAAACAAAAGUGGGAGACCAUAAGCAAUGUAUGGGUGGAGUUGCUAUCUUGUGCUGCAAGUCAGUGUAGAUGGAAUUAUCAUGCCAGGCAGCUCAGACAAGGCGGGGAGCUACUCACUCAUGUUUGGCUUCUGAUGGCCCAUCUGGGUAUAACUGAACAUUUCCAGAUUUCACAAGGCCAUUUGAGGGCUAAGUUGCUUCUGAGUUAGAAGGGUAGCUGUAAUUGAAGGAUACUUCAAGCCUAGUUGAUAUUUCUACAAUUUUAAAAACUCAAAUUUUGGCCUGUCAAAUUCCUGUAGAGAAAAGGCUACCUGAUCUCUAUAGAUGAUGUUUCUAAUAUAGUUGUAGUUGUUGAUGUACUUGUGGUUGUUUUUUGCUUAAAAAUGACAACUUUCAGAAUCUAUCUUUUUGUCUUGGUGCUAAUUGCGCUGUGCAAAGUUUUAUUUAUUUGUGCAAUUGUAAAGAUCAAAUUGCUUCA
Quercus lobata is the source of this 2671-nucleotide messenger RNA. RefSeq lists its product as uncharacterized. The record is from RefSeq and is a predicted model, not a curated record. Lineage: Eukaryota; Viridiplantae; Streptophyta; Magnoliopsida; Fagales; Fagaceae. Bases 309 to 2402 code for a protein of 697 amino acids. The transcript is spliced from 3 exons.